GCACGUGUUCCAGUGGUUGCACUUAUCCGGGUUGAACAUGGCCGAGAUGGAGACGCAAAACACCGGGACGGAGGACGGCUUUACUCCCGUCACGCACAGAGGGGGCCGCCGGGCGAAGAAGCGACAGGCUGAGCAAUCGUCAGCGGCGGGACAGGAUGGAGACGCUGGACGCAUGGACACGGAGGAGGCGCGGCCGGCGAAGAGGCCGGUCUUCCCGCCGCUCUCGGGAGAUCAGCUCCUGACUGGGAAAGAAGAAACGAGAAAAAUUCCCGUCCCAGCUAACAGAUACACACCAUUAAAAGAAAACUGGAUGAAGAUAUUUACCCCGAUUGUUGAACAUUUAGGACUUCAGAUACGCUUUAACCUGAAAUCAAGGAAUGUAGAAAUAAGGACUUGUAAAGACACCAAGGAUGUCAGUGCCCUGACCAAAGCCGCCGACUUUGUGAAAGCCUUUGUUCUUGGCUUUCAGGUAGAGGAUGCGCUUGCCCUUAUCCGUCUAGAUGACCUCUUCCUAGAAUCUUUUGAAAUAACUGAUGUUAAGCCCCUGAAAGGAGAUCACCUGUCCAGGGCAAUAGGAAGAAUCGCUGGCAAAGGAGGCAAAACCAAGUUUACCAUAGAGAAUGUGACGCGGACACGGAUUGUCUUGGCAGAUGUGAAAGUUCACAUUCUGGGCUCUUUCCAAAACAUCAAGAUGGCAAGGACGGCCAUUUGCAACCUCAUCCUAGGAAACCCUCCAUCAAAGGUGUAUGGCAAUAUCCGAGCUGUGGCCAGCAGAUCAGCAGAUCGGUUCUGAGUCCCAUGGACCCUUUAGAUGUUCACAUAAAGCCACACACGGGAGGAAUUUUCCAGCCACCUAAAGCUCAGGUUCCUUCUCAGCUCUCAGCCAGAGCAGAAGCAGAAAAGGAAGGUUGAACAGGACUUGAACUCAGCUGCUUCUUGGAUAAUUUAAAUAUGUAAUACUGAAAAGUACAACAGUUUAUAAGUAAACCACUCGGGGCAGAUUUGCAGUUUAAAACCCUGUCAUUUAGAGGCAACUUACAUGCUUAAAACUUUUUGAUUAUAGAUUUACAGCUAAACUUAUAUAAACUCUGAAAUUUUUAAUUAAAAAUGAAUCGGUUCUUGGUACUGGGCACUGACUCUCCCUCCGGGUUGGGUCGUGGCAGUGGCUUGCACUGUUGAACUGUGUGCUCUUCUGCACUUCUGAACACUUUAUAAAACGAAAGCCCUGCAUCCCAAGGCCAAUAAAUAUUUUUCAAAUAAGUAAUGAAAGAUGUUAGAUGUAUUUCUCUUGUACGGUAAAGGUAAAACUGUUCUCCAAACGGUGUAUUCUUGUAACUAGUGUCUGUAUAUGAAUUUGACGCUAUUUUUUACAUUGUUUUAGAACCCCCUUCUAAACCUGUGACUUAGAUACUAUAAUCCCUUGUUUCUCAAAAGCCUUAACCAAAACACUGUAAUGAUUGGAGGUCAGGAAACUCAUGCAGUAACUAAAAAUAGUACUUUUAAAAAGUUAA
Molecule: messenger RNA, 1511 nt
Organism: Rattus norvegicus (Norway rat)
Lineage: Eukaryota; Metazoa; Chordata; Mammalia; Rodentia; Muridae
Gene: Pno1
Product: partner of NOB1 homolog
Exons: 7
Coding region: 38-793 (251 amino acids)
Cellular component (GO): nucleolus; cytoplasm
Molecular function (GO): nucleic acid binding; RNA binding
Source: RefSeq, marked validated